CUAUCCAUCUGCUCCAUAUCGUAGAGCGUCCACCAUGGUAUCCACCCGCAGACAGUCCAGGGCGAGGACGGGCAUUGAGGAGGAUCCAAACAGGGUCAUCGCCGUCGUCACUGGCGCAAACAGUGGCUAUGGCUUUGGUAUCUGCCAGCAACUUCUUACAAACCUCUCUCUCCCCUCUUCCGUGCCCAUGCGCGCUUCAACACCCCAACAGAGCGCCCUCGCUCCCUCUCUCCAACACCUGCUACAAUCCCCCAAGUCUGCCGAGCCCACCAAAUCAUCGCCCCCUAACACUACCCUCACCAUCAUUCUCGCCUGCCGCUCAGAGACGAAAGCGCUCGAAGCUCGAGACCGUCUCAUCUUUGGGCACUUGGAAGAGCUCGCAAAGAGAAAGAAGGAGGGCAAGGUCGGGGAGAAGCCGGGAUGGAGGGAGGGACUGCGGAUAGAAUGGGAGGGCCUUGAUUUGGAUAGCCCGGGUGGGAAGUAUGGCGCGUUGGCAUUCUGCGAAAAGCUCGGUGAAAAAUACCCCCAUAUCACUACGCUGUAUUUGAAUGCCGGUAUGGGAGCUUUCGCAGGUCUCUCCUACUACAAGUUUAUCAAGCAGAUCUGCUUGGAAGGCAUGCUCGUCGCGUUGAGCCAGCCCAACUACAACGAGGAGAUUCAAGGAGCAACGACCGAAGAUGGAGAGAGAGGGUUGGUCUGGGCAACGAAUGUUUUAGCUCCUUACAUCAUGGUCAAGGAACUCAUCCCUCUCCUUCGCCGCUCUCCCGUCGAUCUCCCCUUCUCUCCAAGGGUCAUUUAUACCUCUUCCGGCACAGCGUGGUACUCCAAACUGGCCAAACAUCCGCUGGACGAUUACAUGCUCUUGGACUAUCCCAGCACGUACGGUGCGAGCAAGUAUAUGGGCGACCUGGCCAUGGCAGCGCUCGACAAAGAGUAUGGAGAGGUAGAGUCUGAAGGUGAUGCGGGUUCAACGAGGAAGGGGAGAGGAGAGGAGAACGUGAGAGAGGUCAGGGUGUUGACAGUGGAUCCGGGGUGUGUCGCUACCAACUUUUUCGCGGCCGGACUGGGCACCAUCAUGUGGUGGGUCAAGAUCAAGAUGUUCUUCAACUGGUGUCUAUUCUACUUUGCCCGUCUGAUCGGCUCCCCUUACCACCCAGUAUACGCUUCCGAAGGCGCGCUCCCCAUGCUCUACGCCGCUCUGAUCCCUGCCCUCUACCUCCUUCCCCCAUCUCCGCCCGCGCCCGCGCAGAAAUACAAGGUCAUCUCGACAAGGUGGGGAAAGACCAAGGUGGGGUAUGGAGAAGUUGACCAGUGGGAGAGGGCGGAAGAGGAAGGGCUGGGAAGGGGAGUGGUAGAGAGGUGUGAGGUUGUCAGGAGAGAGUGGAGGCGGAGGGAGGGGUUGGAGUGA
This is a messenger RNA of Cryptococcus amylolentus CBS 6039, 1408 nucleotides long. RefSeq lists its product as hypothetical. Gene Ontology annotation, cellular component: mitochondrial outer membrane; endoplasmic reticulum membrane; lipid droplet. The coding region runs from base 35 to 1408 and encodes 457 amino acids. NCBI's taxonomy places the organism in Eukaryota, Fungi, Basidiomycota, Tremellomycetes, Tremellales, Cryptococcaceae. The transcript has 5 exons. The record is from RefSeq and is a predicted model, not a curated record. Gene Ontology annotation, molecular function: 3-beta-hydroxysteroid 3-dehydrogenase (NADP+) activity.